ACCAAGAAGUUGGUAACUUGCAUCAAUAUUGAAAUAAGAAAGUGGGCAAUAUACUUAAAUUGUGAUAUAUCAACUAACCUCUCCUAUUAUCCACGACAGAAAAUUGAAAAAAUCGGCAAAAUGACGCAAAUGUCGCAGGACGAAAUAAUAACCAAUACAAAAACAGUAUUGCAAGGCCUCGAGGCAUUGCGAGUGGAACAUGUUUCGAUUAUGAAUGGCAUUGCUGAAGUGCAGAAGGACAAUGAAAAGUCGGAUAUAUUAAGAAAGAACAUCGAAAAUAUUGAACUCGGUCUAAGCGAAGCUCAGGUUAUGAUGGCCCUCACAUCGCAUCUGCAGAACAUCGAAGCCGAAAAGCAGAAGCUGAAGACACAAGUGCGGCGCCUGCAUCAGGAAAACGCCUGGUUGCGCGAUGAGCUGGCCAAUACCCAACAGAAGUUUCAAGCGUCCGAACAGUUGGUGGCUCAGCUGGAAGAAGAAAAGAAGCACCUUGAGUUCAUGGCCUCUGUGAAGAAGUACGAUGAGAAUCAGGACCAGGAUGACACAUGCGAAAAGAGUCGAACGGAUCCUGUGGUUGAGCUCUUUCCCGAUGAAGACAAUGAGGAUAGAAAUAAUAUGUCUCCCACUCCUCCGAGCCAGUUUGCAAACCAAACUUCAGGAUAUGAAAUUCCAGCACGCUUGCGAACGCUUCACAAUCUGGUUAUUCAAUAUGCAUCGCAGGGCAGAUACGAGGUGGCCGUUCCUCUCUGCAAACAAGCAUUGGAAGAUCUCGAAAAGACCAGUGGCCACGAUCAUCCUGAUGUUGCGACUAUGCUGAACAUUUUGGCUCUUGUGUAUAGAGAUCAGAAUAAGUACAAGGAGGCUGCGAACCUACUGAAUGACGCAUUGUCUAUUAGGGGAAAAACUCUUGGAGAGAAUCAUCCUGCCGUUGCUGCCACUUUAAAUAAUUUGGCAGUGCUCUAUGGCAAACGUGGGAAGUACAAAGAUGCUGAACCCCUGUGUAAGCGUGCCUUGGAAAUUCGCGAAAAAGUUCUAGGAAAGGACCAUCCAGAUGUUGCCAAGCAACUUAAUAAUCUCGCUUUGCUCUGCCAAAAUCAAGGCAAAUACGACGAAGUCGAGAAAUAUUAUCAAAGAGCGCUAGACAUCUAUGAAUCAAAGCUUGGCCCAGACGAUCCCAAUGUGGCCAAGACAAAAAAUAACUUGGCUGGCUGCUAUUUAAAGCAAGGAAGGUACACAGAAGCGGAAAUUCUCUACAAGCAGGUUCUGACUAGGGCACAUGAACGGGAAUUUGGAGCGAUUGAUAGCAAAAAUAAGCCUAUCUGGCAGGUGGCCGAAGAGCGUGAGGAGCACAAAUUUGAUAAUAGGGAAAACACACCAUAUGGCGAAUAUGGUGGAUGGCAUAAAGCUGCGAAAGUGGACUCUCCCACAGUUACAACCACUCUAAAAAAUCUGGGUGCACUAUACAGGAGGCAAGGCAUGUUUGAAGCUGCUGAAACCCUGGAAGACUGUGCAAUGCGAAGUAAAAAAGAAGCCUACGAUCUAGCUAAACAAACUAAAGUCUCACAACUUUUAACAUCAAACGAAAAACGACGAUCAAAGCAAAUUAAAGAAGAUAUGGAUUUCUCAGAGGAGAAAAAUGGCAAACCAUGAAAAUAUUAUUCGUUUCGUCGAAACUGGAAUCUUUAUGUUUAUGAUUAAAAUUUAAUAAAAAACACACUUUAUUUAUUCAUUCCUUAAUAUACCUAAGUUAUUUUCCCAAGCAUAUUUUUAGCAAAUAAACAAAGUUUUAUACCUUGUUGUAUCGAAAAAUA
Molecule: messenger RNA, 1808 nt
Organism: Drosophila obscura
Lineage: Eukaryota; Metazoa; Arthropoda; Insecta; Diptera; Drosophilidae
Gene: Klc
Product: kinesin light chain
Exons: 6
Coding region: 121-1647 (508 amino acids)
Biological process (GO): microtubule-based movement
Cellular component (GO): kinesin complex; cytoplasm; membrane-bounded organelle
Molecular function (GO): kinesin binding
Source: RefSeq, a predicted model, not a curated record